CAAGGCAGAUAAAUAAUUAAAUGUUUCUUCCUUGUUUACAUUUAGACAUUUAGAUUAGAUCAAGAUCUAUUGAUCUAUCAUAUUUAAUGCUGCUUGAUGAUUGUUUUCGAUGUUUGGAAUCUAUAUAUAAUAGACUCUAGUUAAAACCAACUGAAGUUUCACAUUUCUAAGAAAGCGCCAUGGCCAAAGGAUUUCGACCAAAUUUGGUUCCACCAUCCCACAGAAAAGUGGAAACUGAAGGAAGAAGACCUUGUCUCUGCCUUGGCUUGUCAUUGGCUGUGACCAUUUUAGUCUUUGUGAUUUUUGGUGUGUCUGGAUGGAACCUUUUCAAACAUCGCUUCAGCAAAAACACGUUGGAUGAUGUCCAAGAAGCAGCACUGAAUGACAUCACAGAUGACUUCUCUGCCACUUUUUGUAACAGCUACAAGGUGUCCUCCAGUCGUCCAGGCAUGAUGUAUGUGUUACCUGAGCAUGCUCGGGUGAACACAUCCUACAAGGACACGCAUAACUUCACUGAUCCAGAUGUUUUUAAAAAGCUGUUUCUGCUAAAAGGAACUGAGCUGUAUAUUUCCACUUGCAGAAAGUUUAGUAGGAGUUACCAUGAUUCCCAUUUGAUGAUCCUUGUAAAAGGGUCUGACAACUAUAAAGCAAAGUUUCAUCACUCAUGCCACUCAUGCACUAUAUGGAAUGUCUCACUUUGUGAAAAUCAUGAGCAUAAAUCUAAGCCAUUUAAUUUCACUGUAAAUUACACUGUAACUUCUAAUGAUUUUUACUAUUUGCUUUUUAAUUUUCAAACCACUAGUGCAAACUUAGAUUUCAAUGCCAGUCUAGAGCUAACUCACUUUGAUACCCGCAAUGCAUACAAAAAGUGUAAUGUUAGUCUCAACACCCCAUGUCAGUUUGAUCUAAACUGGCAGUCAGAUGACGAUGUUGUCAUCAAGUUUCCAACACUCAAGGACAAGUCAAGCAUCUACACGGAGUGCCAAAUACGUCUUGCCUUUUGGAUAUGUUUGUUUGUAGCGUUGCCUGUUGUUACAGUUCUGCCAAUUGCAAUGCUCCUGGCUUGUUUUUUGUGCAGGGUCCGAAAACGAACAUUCAGCGCUGUCAAAGAGCAGGCCAGAGUGAAAAGAAGGAAAGCACAAGAUAAACGGACUCUGGUUCACAGUGAAGUUAUCCCUGAUCACACUGAUGGAACUACAAUUCAGACAGAUGAUCCAUAAAUCAAUUUCUUUUUAUUACUUGUUAUUUUCCACUCUUUAAAAACAUUGACAUAGAGAUGAAAGAUUAUGAAAUCAUUCAAAUUGGAAAUGUGUUGAGGGGAAUUUUAAAAAUCAUUAUAGAAUAUUCUAAUAUAAAAUCAAAUAUUUUGGGGUAUUUUGAAAGAAUUUUUUUAUUUUCAUUUGUUCAUAAAAAAAUGUUUAUUGUUCUUUAUCUUUCUGUAAAGUAUAUGCUAUAUAAUUUCCAUUUUGUUGUUUUUCUAUAAAUCUGUGAUAUAUGGGCACUAAACGAAGAGAUGAAACUGUAUAUAACAUUUACUUUAAUACAAUGGCUUAAAAUUUUUUUUACAUAUUUUGUAAAUUUUAUUUUGGCGUUUGUCUAUUGAAAAAAAAAACAACCAAGUUAAAUAUUUGAUGUAAGAACAUUUUGGCUCUGUCAGUUAUACAAAGCUCAAUUUAUCCCUGAUUAACAGUUGUUGUGUUGUUGUUUUUUGUUGUUUAUUUUGAUAUUUUCAAAUUUAGUAUUGCAUUUGUUUCUUUCUGUAAAUUAUACACAUUGCAUCAAAUCAACAAUCUGUAACAAAGGAACAACUCUUCAAACCAAAUUUAUUAAUACCGUGUAAACCCAUUAUCAAUGUAAAUUUUAAAUAGUGUAUACUAGUCUAUUCUGCUUUGCUAUUGGUGUAGGUAGUGAAGGCUGAUAUGUUUCUGCCAACAAUAACAGAAAUAGCUAUACUACAUUUUCAUACUUUGAUGGCUCUACUACUUCAGCAGUCCCUCUUUCUUGACCAAAUAAGGUGUGUUGAAAAGACACAUGUGCCAUUCAUCCUUGUCUUACACCAGUAACACUGCUACAAGCACAUCAAUAACAUAUUUUGGUUUAGAUAGUUCAAAUGAUGGUGAGCUAUAAAUGCACAGCAUUGGCAGUUAAGUAAUGUUAGAAGGUUGCAUUAACUAGGAAUGUAAUAAUUCUGUUGUGUUCAAUUGUAAUGUAGCCAGUGGUUUAAGUUUUAAUUUUGUUUAAUGAAAACAAAAAAGCCAAUUUUAGGACAAUAUUUCCUAUUUUUCUUGCAUAAUCAUUUAUAGCCUAGAUAUAUAUAUAUAUAUAACACAAGUACUGGUACUGAAAUGCUUUUUUUUAUCACUACUACAAUUAGUAUUAAUACUGACACAAAACUUGAGAAUCCAUUUCAGUGUACACUUUUUAUUGUUUCCAUCAGUGAAUGUAAACAAUAAAGAUAUUGGGAACUCCAUUACUAUCUAAUAUCUGUUAGUGCUAUAAACUGUUCUAUUCUAUUGAUAUAUUAUGACCUAUUUGUAUUUACCUAGGGAUUUUAUCUUUAGUUGGACUUGAUCAACUUGAAGUGAUAACAUUGAUAAUAUUUGUGUGUGUGUGUGCAUUGCACAAUGAUUACAAUCUAUCAGUCAUGUAUAUAUAAUUAACAGUAUUCACUAUAGAGAAGAUUGCAUUUACCUACAGUUUUUAAAGUUGAUUUAAGAUUUUUUCAAUCCCUACAGUUCUAUGAUAUUGAUAUAUGUGCUUAUUUCUACUUGGUUUAAAAACAACAGUAUCAAUGACCAAUAUAUGUAAGGCAGAUGCUUGGGCUUUAAGCUUGUGUUUCCAAAGUUGUAGUUUGGCUACAUGCUUUAUGGCAGUUUUACUACCCUGUUGAGCAUUGUAGCUUGGGGAUGUGCUAUGCACGUAAUAAAAUUGACUAAAUGCAAUUUUGUUAAAUACAUUGAAUAUGUAUGCAAUAAUACACUUAUAUAUGGCCAUUGCACUUAAUACAAUUUUUGUGCCGUUUUCUUGUUUUCUCUAUGAGAACAUAUUUUUCACAAUUUGUUUGUUGUUUUUUUUUUACUAAAAUAAAAUAUUGCCUUUUGCAUUUGUUUACAUUCUUUCAGAUUAAAUCAUAAUAUUUUCCCCUAUUAUAACAUUGAAAUUUCCCCAGUCUGGCACGUUAAUCAAUUAGUUUUAAUUAUGGAGCUGAUUAGUAUCUGACAGUUAAAUUGUUCUAGAGAUAUAAAUGUAAAGGAUCAUUUUAAAAUUAUUGCUUUAUACUUUUAAAAAAAAAUUAUUAUUGUUUGUGUGAAUGACCAGUGCCUCAAUAUCUUGUUCCAACCCUGUUUUGUACUAUGAUUUAUUUUGAAUAAAUUUACGGUCAUCUUUA
This is a messenger RNA of Biomphalaria glabrata, 3388 nucleotides long. RefSeq lists its product as uncharacterized. Bases 180 to 1220 code for a protein of 346 amino acids. Lineage: Eukaryota; Metazoa; Mollusca; Gastropoda; Planorbidae. The transcript is spliced from 4 exons. The record is from RefSeq and is a predicted model, not a curated record.